Messenger RNA from Zasmidium cellare ATCC 36951, 1320 nucleotides. RefSeq lists its product as uncharacterized. The record is from RefSeq and is a predicted model, not a curated record. Lineage: Eukaryota; Fungi; Ascomycota; Dothideomycetes; Mycosphaerellales; Mycosphaerellaceae. The coding region runs from base 1 to 1320 and encodes 439 amino acids. The transcript has 2 exons. Gene Ontology annotation, molecular function: triacylglycerol lipase activity. Gene Ontology annotation, biological process: lipid catabolic process.
AUGGCUCUGAUUUUCGCAGCAAGGCUUCUCCUGCUCCUUGCGUCCACCGUGACUGCUGUCCUCCUCCCAUCUCAAGAUGUUUUCUACACGCAGCCGGCAAACAUCUCCAGCUACAACCCAGGUGACGUGAUAAACACGCGCUCGAUCCCAACGAACUUGAAUGGUUUACUAGCUGGCGGUCCUUCUCCCUCGAUCAAGGCUGCAUAUCAGUAUCUCUACAGGACGACCGAUAGUCUAGGAAAUCCCGUUGCUGCUGUUACAACUUUACUGGUUCCCCACGGCGCCGACCCGUCGAAGUUGCUGGCGUAUCAGACUGCGUAUGAUUCUGCCAACAAUGAUUGCAGUCCUUCGUAUGCGUUGCAGGCAGGCGCCAAUACGUCAGCUACGUCGGACAUCAUUUUCAUCACCGCCGCUUUGGACCAAGGCUGGUACGUCCUUUCACCAGAUUACGAGGGCCUGAACGCCCACUACACAUCGGGUCUCAUCUCCGGUUACGCAACUCUCGACUCUGUACGUGCAGCCUUCAAACAGACCGCCGCCAGCGGACUGAGCACCUCAGCAAAAUACGCCAUGUGGGGAUACUCGGGCGGUUCACUGGCAUCAGAGUGGGCGGCUGAACUCCAACCAUCAUACGCUCCCGAACUCAAAUUCCAAGGAGCUGCACUUGGCGGACUCAUACCAAAUGUACAGAACGUGCUAUCGACCAUCAACAAAGGCCCGUUUGCCGGCUUGGCCUUCUCCGGAAUCUAUGGCUUGAGCAAGGCAUACCCUGAACUUGCGGCCUUUCUGGACGCAAAUCUCGUGCCUUCGAAGAAGGACCAGUUCUAUUCCACUGCGAAUGGGUGUCUCAGCCAAGCGUCCUCGCAGGGUGCAUUUCAGGACUUGUACUCGUACUUCACAACGGGCAAGGCCGCAUUCUCACAGCCAGUUCCUCAGUCUGUUCUUUCCAAAACGGGAAUCAUGGGAACUCAUGGCGUUCCAUCGAUCCCGUUCUUCGUUUACAAGGCCGUCGCGGACGAAGUGAGCCCUUCGAACGAUACGGAUAGUCUCGUCAAGACACUGUGCAGCAGGGGCACGAGUAUUGAGUACCAUAAAGAUGUCAUCGGCGAGCAUAUCACGGAGGCGAUCACAGGGAGUGCGAAUGCCUUGGCGUGGAUUAGCGAUCGUCUUGAGGGGAAGGCUGUAAGUACUGGGUGUACGACGGAGGUCGUAGCGUUGACGUCGGUGGAUUUGGAAAGUGUUGAGCAGUUGGGAGGGGAACUUGUUGCUUUGCUGCAGGAUUUGCUGGGUGGGAGGUUGGGGCCUGCUUUCUCUGGGUGA